GUUAGAGUGGCUGCUGGUGAACACAGAGGAGAGUGAACACAUUUGGAAAGUUAUUCCCAAUAUUGGAAGUGGAAGAAAUAGAAUGAAAAGAUGGAUCAUUUCAGUUUAUCAUCAGAUGAUAUUGGUUUCCAUCUUUUCACAUGUGAAUCAUUGGCCACAAUUGAGAAGCGGAUUGCUGAGAAAAAAACAGAGCAAGCCAAGGCUAGGCUGGAAAAUCGUGUUCAACAGGCUGAAGUAGAAAAACGUCAGCCCCGACCUUAUCUGACAGCUUGCAAAAAGCUGCCUGCUCUGUUUGGGAAUCCUCCUCUGGAGCUCAUCGGGGAACCCUUGGAAGAUCUUGAUCCAUACUACAAUGAUCACAAGACUUUUAUGGUACUAAAUAAAAGGAAAACAAUCUUCCGAUUUACUGCCACACGUGCCUUAUGUAUACUUAGUCCCUUCCAUCCUAUCAGAAGAGCUGCAAUUAAAGUUUUUGUCCAUCCAUAUCCUUCCCGUUGUUUUCCCUCAUUCUAACACUGCUUUGAAAUACUAGACAAGUUUCCCUCGUUCUGACUGUCUGUUUAUAGGGGGUUAGAUACAAGAUAAUGUGCAUAUAAUAUUGUGUAAUUCUUAGUAGUACAUACUGGAUCUAACUUUACAAAAAUAAUAAUAUUCACAUGUAUCUACUGCACAAAAUUGGAAGUGUGCAGAAG
Messenger RNA from Mauremys mutica (yellowpond turtle), 692 nucleotides. Its product is annotated as sodium channel protein type 5 subunit alpha-like. The coding region runs from base 91 to 513 and encodes 140 amino acids. Gene Ontology annotation, cellular component: plasma membrane; axon; voltage-gated sodium channel complex. Gene Ontology annotation, molecular function: voltage-gated sodium channel activity. Gene Ontology annotation, biological process: sodium ion transmembrane transport; neuronal action potential; membrane depolarization during action potential. NCBI's taxonomy places the organism in Eukaryota, Metazoa, Chordata, Testudines, Geoemydidae. The transcript is spliced from 3 exons. The record is from RefSeq and is a predicted model, not a curated record.